GCGGCCGUGCUACUUGUGACCUCUCUAUGACCGACAUCUCUAUGAUAGCGUUCGAUAUGAAAGUUGGUCGCUGCCGUUUCAGUGUAAUGCCGGAAGUACUGAUGAAGACGGCGAUGCGGGGGUGGGCCUUGGUCGAGGCGGAAGCGGAAAGGGGGAGCGGCGGCGGCUGCUGCUGCUGCGCGUGGAAGGUCCUGGAUCCCCGGCCUUGGCCCAGUAUAGUGCAGGGUUGGCCUUUCAGAACAUAGAAAAUGGAUAUCCGACCAAACCACACCCUUUACAUCAAUAAUGUUAAUGACAAAAUUAAAAAGGAAGAACUGAAAAGAUCAUUAUAUGCACUAUUUUCUCAGUUUGGCCAUGUGGUGGACAUUGUGGCUUUAAAAACAAUGAAGAUGAGAGGACAGGCCUUUGUGAUCUUUAAAGAGCUUGGAUCAUCCACCAAUGCCCUUAGACAAUUACAAGGCUUUCCAUUUUAUGGGAAACCAAUGCGCAUUCAGUAUGCAAAAACAGACUCGGAUGUCAUUUCUAAAAUGCGGGGUACAUUUGCUGAUAAAGAGAAGAGAAAAGAGAAAAAGAAGACAAGAUCCUUGGAACAGUCAAAUGCUGCAAACAAAAAGCCAAAUCAGGGUGCAAAUCAGAAUCCAGGAAAUGCCCAAGCAAAUGCAUCACAAAACCAACAGGUGCCUGAUAACCCACCAAACUAUAUACUUUUCCUCAACAACUUGCCAGAAGAGACAAAUGAAAUGAUGUUGUCGAUGCUGUUUAAUCAGUUCCCGGGUUUCAAAGAGGUCCGCCUGGUACCUGGCAGACAUGACAUUGCAUUUGUGGAGUUUGAAAACGAAGGGCAAGCAGGAGCUGCUCGAGAUGCCCUCCAAGGAUUUAAAAUUACUCCUUCACAUGCCAUGAAAAUCACUUAUGCCAAGAAGUAAUGGAAGUAAACUAGGAUCCUCAAAGACUUUAACUUUUUUGACACCAGUUUUUUUUUUUAAUAGAUUCCACUGUGGUUUCUUAAAUUUAAGGAAAACUUCUUGCAAAGUGUUGGUCAUACAAAUAGCAUUUGUUGAAUGUACAAAGACACCUGUGAGAGUUCUAACGGCUUGUGCUGAUAUUCUUCUUCCUUAAAGUUCAGUUGUGUUGAUGUUCAUAGCUCAAUUUAUACACUGUGCUCUUCACAGUGAAAAAUUCUCUUUAAGAAAUGUAUAUUCAACAAUAAAGUUGUGUAUUUCGUAAAAA
Molecule: messenger RNA, 1230 nt
Organism: Hemicordylus capensis (graceful crag lizard)
Lineage: Eukaryota; Metazoa; Chordata; Lepidosauria; Squamata; Cordylidae
Gene: SNRPB2
Product: small nuclear ribonucleoprotein polypeptide B2
Exons: 7
Coding region: 249-926 (225 amino acids)
Biological process (GO): mRNA splicing, via spliceosome
Cellular component (GO): U1 snRNP
Molecular function (GO): U1 snRNA binding
Source: RefSeq, a predicted model, not a curated record